AUGGGCGAACAAAAGUCGAAUUCGUGGCCGAAACAUAUCUGGGGACUUUUCUUACUCUCGUUGGUGUUCAGCUGCGCGGUUUUGACCAGCCUUGGAUGGUAUGGACUAAACGGCGGUGGAUUCUCUACAGGAUUUCCUGCGUGGUUGCCUGGUGUCGCAGCAGCAUUGACACUCGUCUGUACCAUCAUCAAUAUAACAUCAACCAACCCAAACGCGUGCGAGAUUUUUGUGCAUGAUACUAUUCAGAUUUUAUUGUGGAGUGCUACCACCAUCAAAAUCUCAUUAUUCAUUACCAAUCAAGAUGCCUUUGGGAGUUGCGAAAAGACGUCUGUCCGAAGCACCUGCAUUAGCGCGCAGCUCGCUCUCUGGUUCGGCGUGGUUCUUUUACAUAUCUCAUUUGCGAAACUCAUCACGGCAUUCUACGUUCACAGAAACACGCAGAACCCAAAGAGUCAAACAACUGAUUGCGAGAAACAGCUUGGUCCAGUACAAUGA
Morchella importuna is the source of this 495-nucleotide messenger RNA. RefSeq lists its product as uncharacterized. NCBI's taxonomy places the organism in Eukaryota, Fungi, Ascomycota, Pezizomycetes, Pezizales, Morchellaceae. The transcript is spliced from 3 exons. Bases 1 to 495 code for a protein of 164 amino acids. The record is from RefSeq and is a predicted model, not a curated record.